This is a messenger RNA of Aspergillus alliaceus, 1187 nucleotides long. Its product is annotated as SKI complex subunit WD repeat protein SKI8. The record is from RefSeq and is a predicted model, not a curated record. The coding region runs from base 142 to 1077 and encodes 311 amino acids. Gene Ontology annotation, cellular component: Cdc73/Paf1 complex. The transcript has 7 exons. NCBI's taxonomy places the organism in Eukaryota, Fungi, Ascomycota, Eurotiomycetes, Eurotiales, Aspergillaceae. Gene Ontology annotation, molecular function: protein binding.
GGCGGCCGCUGAUGAUCUCACCCGACAAGUGUGUCCCACUAUUUUUGCGAAUUAUAGCAACUUCAUUUAUCCCCUCGGAACACGGAUAUAUGCAGACUAAAUUAUCUAGAAUUCCCCAUACAUAGCCAGAAGCAUUCUGCUAUGUCGAAACAAUAUCUAUCCUGUGGAUCGGCAGAUGAUGCACACGCCGCUGAUAUUUUCUCUCUGGCUGUCACCGAUAAGCAGAUAUUGUCAGCUUCCGGUGUCUCUGCUCUCAAAGUUCAUUCGACAGCCGACCCUGAUUUCCCGUUGGUACAAUCAAUUGAUGGGGCCCAUAAAGCUGGGUGCCAUCAUGUGGUAACCAAUGGAAGUGGGUCGAGAGCAGUAAGUGUUGGCUUUGGAGGUGAGAUCAGGGUUUGGUCCUGUCAUAAUGGGACCUGGUCCGAAGAUGAGACAGCCUUAGCCGGUAGCACAAAACCUACUGAUACUUGGGCAAUUGCCUUGUCAGAGGAUGGUCAGUAUCUUGCCGGUGUAAGCCAAGAUGGACACAUUAGAGUGUGGGAUUUGAGUGCCAAUGGCGAACAAAUACGUGACUAUGAAACUAAAGGUAGCUUUGGUACCUGCAUUGACAUGUCGGCAGAUGGUCGUUUCAUAGCCAGCGGGCAUGAGAAUGGUAGCGUCUACAUCUUUAGCACGGAAACUGGUCGUAUGCCGUUUAGUUUAUCCGGACUAGUGAAGCCCUUAAGAGCUGUUGCAUUUUCUCCCGGGGGAAAGUUCCUCGCAGCUGCUGGAGACUCUAAAGUGAUAGUGCUAUAUGAUACUGCGUCUGGUGAGCAGGUGGCUAACCUCUCAGGGCACUCGGCAUGGGUCCUGUCUCUUUCCUGGAGCCAUACAGGAGAACAUCUCUUAAGCGGAUCAUUCGAUGGAAAAGUCAAAGUCUGGUCUAUCGACACCAGAACAUGUGUUGCAACUCAUUCUGAAACGGAGAGGGCCGUUUGGAACGUCAGAUGGCUACCGAAGAUUGGAAAGUCAGAAGGAUUUGCCACGGCCGGUGCAAAUCGUAACAUAUCAUUCUACAGGGAAGCUACUGGCGGCUGAUAUCUAGACACAUGCAAUCUGUAUGAGAUUUUCUUUGCAAUUUUCACAGCCAGCAAACCAGCCUACGGUCUGCUGAUUGUGCGGAAACCAUUCUGCAAUGUAUUUCUCCC